Messenger RNA from Echinops telfairi (small Madagascar hedgehog), 1319 nucleotides. RefSeq names its product leucine rich repeat containing 61 (gene LRRC61). NCBI's taxonomy places the organism in Eukaryota, Metazoa, Chordata, Mammalia, Afrosoricida, Tenrecidae. Bases 295 to 1068 code for a protein of 257 amino acids. The record is from RefSeq and is a predicted model, not a curated record. Gene Ontology annotation, cellular component: cytoplasm. Gene Ontology annotation, molecular function: protein binding. The transcript has 2 exons. Gene Ontology annotation, biological process: outer dynein arm assembly.
GUGGGCGCGGCCUCCCCCCACGGGCUUCCCAGGAGUGACCUUCACAGCCGCGGGGAGGGCGCGGUCGCUGGUGGGCGAAGCUGCUUGACCAGGCGGAGGACUGGCGGGGCUGCGGUGCCUCCUGGCGGCCGAGUUCCGAGGGCCCCAUCCUCCCGGUGGACUCGAAUUCCCGAGGCACCUGCUGGCUCCGCAUGGCUCACUGCAUGGUGCCCUUUGCAGUGUGAACACCAGCUGGCCCUGUGGCACCCCCCCUGACGGGCCCACAGGACCCAGGCCACUGGAGCCAAGUGUCUCAUGGAGCCUCGGGGCAAGACACCUGGAGAGGGCGACGCGGGGCGUGUCACAGCGCAGCUGCUGAAGUCCUGCACUGGUGAGUUCGCCCUGGACUCCAUCCUGCUGCUGAAUCUUCGGGGCCUGGGCCUCGUGGACCUGGGCUGCCUGGGCGAGUGUCUGGGCCUGGAAUGGCUGGACCUAUCCUGCAACGCGCUCACCCACCUGGGCCCACUGGCAGCCCUGCAUCAGCUGACUGUACUCAACGUCUCGCAAAACCGGCUGACCACGCUGGAGCCGCUGGCUGCCUGUGAGAACCUGCAGAGCCUCAACACAGCCGGGAAUCUGCUGGCAGACCCUGGGCAGCUGCAGUGUCUGGCGGGGCUGCGGAGCCUCGAGAGCCUGCGGCUCCAGGACCCCCUGGCACGCCUCAGCAACCCCCUGUGCGCCAACCCCUCCUAUCGGGCUGGGGUCCACGAGCUGCUGCCUGGUCUGAAGGUCAUUGACGGGGAGAGAGUGACUGGCCGUGGCAGUGAGCUCUACCAGCUGUGCCGAGACCUGGACAACUCCCUAAGGUCAGGCCCCAGCCCCCGGGUCUCAGAGGCCCAGCCGUGGGUGGAGCCCAGCUACUGGGAGGCCUGGCCAGGGCGUAGCAGCUCCAUCCUGGAGGAGGCCUGCCGGCAGUUCCAGGCCACACUGCAGGAAUGCCGGGACCUGGAUCGCCAGGCGGGGGAGAGCCUGGCUCAGGCAGAGCAGGCCCUGAGUCCAGCGAGAGCGCAGUCCUCCUUCAUGUUCUGAGUGCGGAGGCUCCUGGCCUCUGACUUCUCACCUGGUUCCCCUUCUCCACGCCCACCAUGUGGUCUCCAGGGUUCCCACAGUGGCCACCCGAGACUCCUGGUAGGCAAGGCGUGGCAGGCAUGCCUCUGGCCCUAGCCAUUCCUGCAGGGUGGGCCGCCCUGCCCUGCUGUGGCUGCCUGCCUGCCUGCCCACCCUCUUGUGCCCUGAAAUCCUAGCCCACCCACCCCAUUAAAUCCUCAUUUCUGCUCUCA